CCUUGCUGUUACAAUUAAUCGAAAACGGUACACUUGUAGAAGGUCGUUAAGAAGACUUGACAUUUCUUCUUCCUUCUAUACAGCUUAUUUAAGUCGAAGUCCUCCUACGUAGGAAAUUCACUUACUGAAUCAUUGAUUCUUCGUUAACAUACAGACACGGCUGUGUGCUCUGAUAAAAAGUUUAAAACCGUAAGGUCAUUAAUUACAUGUUAGAUACUACUGAUCACUGAAAAAUCCUCCACUUCUAGUGACCGAUUACAAACCAAGGCGGUUGGAAACGUUUAACGUGUCAGCAAAUAAAAUACAACAUAUCUAAAUUCAUGAUGUCACAUAAUGAAGUUGCAGGUCCUUUUUUAUAUCUUUCAACAAAAGUCACUAUUUUCGAGCCUCCAGGGCCGCUAAACAGUGUGUUUUUUGAUGAUGCCGGCAAACAUAUUUUCACCCUCAGGUCACGUGGUACUAUGGGUGUGAAUGUCAAAUCCGUUGUGGAUGACACCAUACUAAAUUUCCGCAUAGAUGAUCAAGGUGAAGUUCUGAGCAUCAAAUUUUCGGAGGAUAAUCGCGUCUUGGCAAUACAGCGAAAUAACCAGUCUGUUGACUUCUUAAAUUUUAAGGAUAACUGUCCCACUGGUGCUCAGUAUUCUCAAACUUGCAAGAAUAAAUCGGCGUCACUUUUGGGAUUUGUGUGGUGUUCGAACUACGAGAUUCUUUUCAUCACUAAUGAGCAGCUUGAAUUAUAUCAGGUCUUGACUGACAGAAAUUCUGUUCGUUUGAACAAAUGUGUAAGCCUGAACACGGAUUGGUUUCUAUGGAAUCCCGAUACUCGCAUUUGCCUCACUUGCGGUCCAGAACAAAUGUUGCACAUUUUUAACUUAAAGACAUCGGCUACGAUCGCAAAAGGACCAAAGUUUCAGUUACCUACAUCCACAGAUACAAACUCAACUCCUAUAGCGGUUGAACGAAAGCACUGCUUUUUAGCUCUCUUAUAUAAUAAUUUGUACUUCUGUGCAGUUCGUUAUGUUGAUCUACAUGAGGGACGAGAUCUCAGCCGAACUGUUUGUUUCUACGCAAUCAAAACUGAGGAUCCUGUUGUCCUGACGCAUGUUUUGAUUUUGGAUUCAGAUGACUCUGUAUCAUUUAGUUUACUGGAUAAUUUAUUUAUGGUGCACUAUCAAAAGGACAAGGUUACCUCAGUUUAUGAUAUCGCUAUUACGGGUACUGUAAAUAACAACAUCAGUCAUCAUAAACCAAUAUUGAAGAAAGUAAUGACUGCACCAUUUAGUCUACCGACUAAAAUUGUUCCUGCCUUGUCGGCGAAUUUGGACACUCAGUUUCCUGUCGACUUAUAUUCAACUAAUUGGAUUAUUAACCUGUGCGGUGUUGUAAUUGAUAAUAAUUUAGGUUGUUCGUGGUUAUUAUGCUCGGAUAAUAGUGUCGUUCCCAAACUAAUCAAUAAUCACAACCUAACUGUCGAGUUUCUUCUGCAUCGAUCUAAUGGUAAAAGUUCUCUAUUGGACUACUGUUCAAAAUUGAUGUCAGAUAGCAUUGACGAAGUGAUUUCAAUCAUUGAUCAACCUCCUGUGUUCGAAUUCAAUGCUCGUUCAUUGAAUCGACGCUUGGAUCAAUUCGUGUUCAUCUUUAAGCGAAUAUGCGAAGUGUCCUAUUCCAUGCCUACUGGUACCAGAGGACAUCAUAUCCAUUCUGAUACAUGUAACUUCGAUUCUAUGAACAAAACAUUAAACACGUGUUCUUCAUUACCUGCUAAAAUGAAAACAACAUAUGAAGACAACAGUUUGAUUUCAUCUGCCAACGACGUUGUCACUCAGUCAGAAAUAUACACCCAUAUAUUUUUAAAAAACCAACGAUCUGAGCAUUCGGAAGUUCGUAAAUUCCUGUGUUCUGUAGUGGUUGAGUACAUUCGGGUAUUUUUGGAGCACAAUAUUUGCGUGGAACAUUGUUUCUACGAACUCCUUGUUAGUCUUGUGGCAAGAAUUGGGAAUUAUAUUCAAUACAGUUAUUAUAUUCAAAGUCGUUUGAUUGCAGACUCUAAGCCUAUUGCAUUACAGCUUUUGUCUUUGGAAACAGUAUAUCCUCCGGCUGGCCAGUUAGCUAUUGAUAUGUUGAAGAGGUUGGAUACGUGCAAUAGUGAACUGUUUGAUGCACUACUUAUUAAACAACGACCUUUGGAGGCAUUGAGGUUUUCUAGCUUGCAGUCUUCGGUUAACAUUGUCGACACGGAAAAUAUGUACAGCCUUCUAGAUACUGCUGAACAGGAUGGGGAUUCUAUCAAGUUUCAUUGUGUUUAUCAUUAUUUGAAAGAAGGCAACUCAUUUUAUAAGGAAAUUUUCCGAGAUACAGAUGAACGGUUCGAACGUUUUACCAAGCAUUACAAUGAUACGUAUUCAUGAAAUGAUAUGCAUGUUCUUCUUGGGAAGCACAUUCAUGUAUUCUGGAUCUUCUUUGGAUAAUGCCAUCCGUUUUUUAUUCCUUGUGUUCUCGUGUUGCAGUUGUUGUUUUCUCCUCAAUGUAUCUCUAAAUUUGACUAUUUUGUAUUAUUUUAUGCCAACAAAAUCAUUAAUAUACUGCUGAGAGCUUAAUAACUAUAUAAAAAACCCAUGUUGAGUCAUUUGAAUAAACAUGCAUCAUAGUGUGAUAUUAUGCAGUUGCUGCUUA
This is a messenger RNA of Trichobilharzia szidati, 2673 nucleotides long. The record is from the annotation of a GenBank genome assembly. NCBI's taxonomy places the organism in Eukaryota, Metazoa, Platyhelminthes, Trematoda, Strigeidida, Schistosomatidae.